AUGACUACACCCAUUCCCCACCCAACUGGUAUUCCAUGGCUUGGGAAUCUCAACUCGAUCGAUUUCGAGCUACCCGUCAAGUCGACUGAGCUUCUGGCAAGGAAAUAUGGCGAAAUAUUUAGUCUUAAAAUCUUGGGAGAAAAGGUUGUCUUCAUCUCCUCUGUAAGACUCGCACAAGAGGUUCUCGACGAGAGUCGAUUCCACAAGCACAUUGAGAGCACACUUGAAGAAUUACGAAUCCUGGGUAGAGACGCACUAUUCACCGCGCGUCAUGAUGAGCCCAAUUGGGGAAUCGCUCACCAUAUCUUGAUGCCUGCCUUUGGACCUUUAUCAAUCAAAGGAAUGUUCAACGAUAUGGUUGAUGUGGCUUCUCAGCUUGUACUCAAGUGGGAACGAUUUGGCCCAAACUAUAUGAUUGAUCCUACAGAUGACUUUACACGAUUAACCUUUGAUACUAUUGCACUGUGCGCCUUCAACUACCGUCUGAAUUCAUUCUACACACAGGGAGAACACCCAUUCGUGAAGGCUAUGAGUGAAUUCCUGACCGAGAGCGGAACGCGGACACUUAAACCAGGUACAGUAAAAGCACUGUCUUUCGGGGCCAAUGCCAAAUAUGCCGAGAACAUGAAGAUCAUGAGUAGCCUUGCGACCGAGAUUAUCGAAGAUCGGAAGAAAAAUCCAAUCGAAAAGAAGGAUCUACUGAAUGCAAUGCUAUUAGGACGAGACCCACAAACCGGUCAAGGGCUGAGCGAAGAAAAUAUCAAUGCUCAAAUGCUCACGUUCCUAAUCGCUGGGCACGAGACUACGUCCGGAAUGUUGUCGUUUGCCAUGGGACAUAUCACAAAGCACCCAGAAGUAUACGCCAAGGUUCGUCAAGAGGUGGAUAUAGUUGUAGGACAAGGACCUAUCAAGCCGGAACAUCUUAGCAAGCUAACCUAUGUUAAUGCUGUGCUUCGGGAGACACUGCGCGUAACGCCCAGUAUUUCCGAAUUUGCCGUUUCUUGUGAUAAAGAUCAAAUUAUUGGCGACGGCAAAUACCUGAUUAAAGCCGGAACUACCGUAGCUGUCGCCGCGAGCAACAUCGGAAAGGAUCCUGCGGUUUGGGGCGAGGAUGCGGAGAAGUUUAACCCCGACAGAAUGCUAGACGGCAAAUUCGAGGCACUCCCCCCUAAAGCAUGGGUUCCAUUCGGUAGCGGUGCUCGUGGCUGUAUUGGACGGCCUUUUGCAUGGCAAGAGGCUCUAAUAGUAAUUGCUACUAUUUUCCAAAAAUUCGACUUCGUUGCUGGCGACCCUACAUACAACUUGCAACUAAAGCAGACAUUGACUUUGAAGCCAAAGAAUUUCACUCUCCGGGCCAUUCCACUCUCCGGGCCAUUCCACUCUCCGGGCCAUUCCACGAAAGGACGCGCCGUCAAUAUUGGUCAGAAUGACAGCGGUAGUGGUGUACCUCUAUACGUGCUAUAUGGUAGCAAUACCGGGUCAUGCGAAGGCUUUGCUCAGCAAAUUUCUUCUGGGGCAGUGGCGAAAGGAUUUCGCGCAGUUAUUGGGACGCUCGACAGUAUAACAAAUAACAUCCCUACCGACGGCCCUGUGGUGAUUGUAACCGCAUCGUUUGAAGGAGAACCAGCUGAUAAUGCUGCCCAUUUCGUACAAGCACUUUCUUCGACAGCAGACGUGUUAGACCUCCAGGGUGUAUCAUAUGCCGUCUUUGGUGCUGGGAAUCGUGACUGGGUGCACACAUAUCAGCGCGUUCCGAGACUAGUUGAUGAGGUACUCGGCAAGAAGGGCGCGAAACGACUAUUGGAGCUUGGCGAAGCUGAUGCCAGCGGCGAUAGGUUCUCCGAGAGCUUCGAUGAAUGGGAACAGAAGCUGUGGGGUAUACUCUCAAAGGAGUAUAACGUAGAGUCGAAGGGGUUGAAUGCAGCCGGGAUCGACAUCAAGUUCCUCGGUACUCCUAAUAAUCGGGCGGUAACUCUUCGUCAGCCUGACUCGAGACUGGGACUGGUUCUCGAGAAUAAAUUGCUCACAGCACCAAAAGCGGCUGCCAAACGUCAUAUCGAAUUCGAGUUACCAGAGGGUAUGACCUACCGAGCAGGCGAUUAUCUCGCAAUUCUCCCGCUCAACCCCCCGGAGUAUGUCCGGCGAGUACUGUCUCGGUUCAAAGUAUCGUCAGAACAACAGAUUGUCAUCAAUGCAGCUGGGCCAACAACUCUUCCCUCGGGGAAACAGGUCUCGCUUGCGGAGGUACUUGCAGGCUUCAUUGAAAUUGGACAGCCAGCUACGAAACGCAAUAUCUCCACCCUGCUCGAGUUCGCCAAAGACCCGUCGGACCGUUCCGCACUGGAGUUGAUGCUCUCCGAUAGCCCUCGGGUGCAGUCAAAAAGUAUGCUUGAUUUGCUCGAGAAAUAUCAAGCUAUCGAUAUGCCUCUUGGCACGUUCAUCGCAUCGCUCCCUUCAAUGCGCCUUCGCCAAUACUCUAUCUCAUCGUCGCCACUUCUUAACCCAUCUCGUGUGACGCUGACUGUGAGCGUGGUAUCGCAUGGCCAAUUCUUGGGUGUUGCCUCAAACUUCAUCGCCAAUCUGAGAAAGGGGGAUCGAGUACAGAUGGCUGUGCGUACGUCGGCCAAGGCCUUCCAUCCCCCAGCAGAUCCAAGUGUGCCGAUGGUGAUGUUCGCUGCUGGAUCAGGCAUUGCUCCGUUCCGUGGGUUUAUCGAGGAACGGGCGGCCCAGGCUCAAGCGGGCAGGAAAGUCGGCAAGUCAGUACUAUUCUUUGGAUGCCGUAGUCCGGAUGAAGAUUACCUGUAUGGCCAAGCCGAGUUAAAGGAGUGGUCGGAGCUCGGAGUAGUGGAUGUACGACCCGCGUUCUCUCGUGCUAUGGAGAAAUCUGGCGGAAAUAAAUAUGUACAAAACCGGGUAUGGGCCGAUCGAAAGAUUGUGCGGGAGGCGUUCAACAGUGAUGCCAAGUUCUACACAUGUGGAGGUAGCAAUGUGGCUUCAGGCAUACGCGAAGUAUGCAUUCGUAUCAUAGCGGAGAACAAGUGUGACGAGAGCGAAGCGGAAGAGUACUUCAAGCAGAUACAGAACGAGCGGUAUGCGACGGAUGUAUUUGGCUAG
Rhizoctonia solani is the source of this 3114-nucleotide messenger RNA. Its product is annotated as cytochrome P450 family protein. The coding region runs from base 1 to 3114 and encodes 1037 amino acids. The record is from RefSeq and is a predicted model, not a curated record. Gene Ontology annotation, cellular component: cytosol. The transcript is spliced from 21 exons. NCBI's taxonomy places the organism in Eukaryota, Fungi, Basidiomycota, Agaricomycetes, Cantharellales, Ceratobasidiaceae. Gene Ontology annotation, molecular function: FMN binding; heme binding; NADPH-hemoprotein reductase activity.